This is a messenger RNA of Ochotona curzoniae (black-lipped pika), 285 nucleotides long. It is a transcript of the gene DEFB113, whose product is annotated as defensin beta 113. NCBI's taxonomy places the organism in Eukaryota, Metazoa, Chordata, Mammalia, Lagomorpha, Ochotonidae. The record is from RefSeq and is a predicted model, not a curated record. The coding region runs from base 1 to 285 and encodes 94 amino acids. The transcript is spliced from 3 exons. Gene Ontology annotation, biological process: innate immune response. Gene Ontology annotation, cellular component: extracellular region.
AUGGAAACUGUGGACGUGAAGAGUGUAUUUCCACCAACAAUGAAGAUACUUUACAUUUUUAUGAUCUUCAUCUUCACCUUCACUGUAUCUUGUGGUCCUGCAGGCCAACAUAAAGAAACAGACGAAGCUUUAUACAGAAAGCGAGAAUGUUACCUUGUUCGUGGUAUGUGCAAGAAAGUGUGUAACAACUGGGAAUACGUAUUUAAUUAUUGUGAAUCUACGCCCUGCUGUGUGGUACGGGAAUAUAUAAAGCCUCCACAAUUCAAUAAAACCAGUACAAAUUAA